AUGGAUAUCCGUUUCGGCGGUAAAUAUCGAAUCGUCAAGAACAUCGGAUCGGGCUCGUAUGGUGAUAUCUAUCUUGCAGUCGACAUCGACUCCGGUGAGGAGGUCGCCGUGAAAGCCGAGAGCGCCCACCACACUCAAAAUGCGAUGGUGAUCGACUUGCUCGGGCCUGACUUGGAAGAAUUGUUCAACGAUUGCGGGCGCAAAUUCAGCCUCAAGACUGUCUUACUUCUCGCCGACCAAUUGAUCCCUCUUCUCGAAUCUUCAACCAAGUCCACAUCAUCGACUUUGGGCUGGCUAUGA
Messenger RNA from Puccinia triticina, 300 nucleotides. RefSeq lists its product as uncharacterized. Gene Ontology annotation, biological process: peptidyl-serine phosphorylation; endocytosis; signal transduction. Gene Ontology annotation, cellular component: nucleus; cytoplasm. The coding region runs from base 1 to 300 and encodes 99 amino acids. The transcript is spliced from 3 exons. NCBI's taxonomy places the organism in Eukaryota, Fungi, Basidiomycota, Pucciniomycetes, Pucciniales, Pucciniaceae. The record is from RefSeq and is a predicted model, not a curated record. Gene Ontology annotation, molecular function: protein serine/threonine kinase activity; ATP binding.